Molecule: messenger RNA, 606 nt
Organism: Drosophila obscura
Lineage: Eukaryota; Metazoa; Arthropoda; Insecta; Diptera; Drosophilidae
Exons: 3
Coding region: 40-606 (188 amino acids)
Source: RefSeq, a predicted model, not a curated record
ACAGGUCGAAAUUUCUUCGCGCAUCUAUAUGUUUUUUGAAUGAACUUUGUCGCUGGGGAAUCCAACAAAUUGACGCCGCCAGAACGUCAUCACAAGCCCAGCUUAGGAAGCAGCACGCCCACUUCGGGGUCCUCGCAACCAACAGUUAUCAACAUCCUGCCUUCCACGUCGGCGGCCGCCGCAGCGGCGACAUAUUCUUUCGCGGGACAAGCGUCCUCAACAACAGCGGCAGAAGAUCCCGAAGAUUUGGACAACAUAGUUAACCCCGUUAUAACUGAUCAUAUGCUAUAUCUUUUUGCAACGUUUGAUAACAAAAUAGACGUGGGAAGGUUGAAAAGAAACAUACAAUUUUUGGAGCGCCCGGCACAUUUGGAUGAGAUGAUGAAUGGAAAGAUAAACUUACUACCCUCGUUAACUGUGUUUGUUAAUCAUCCCUUCGUUAUCCAUUUUGACGAAUACCAUCUAAAGCAUAUGCCCUACCUUAGGACACCCAGCGAUGAAGGAGACGUUAAAAUGAGGGCACUGGCAUUUUCUGCGUCUAACAUUGACGGCAGUAAUUUCAGAUUUGUUUAUAUCCGAGUGGAAAGUAACAAUUUUAUUCAGUAA